CUGCCGAUCUGCUAUGGGGCGGAAGAAAAUCCAGAUCAGCCGGAUUUUGGACCAAAGGAACCGGCAGGUCACCUUCACCAAGAGGAAGUUUGGGCUGAUGAAGAAGGCUUACGAGCUGAGCGUCCUGUGUGACUGCGAGAUCGCCCUCAUCAUCUUCAACAGCACCAACCGGCUCUUCCAGUACGCCAGCACGGACAUGGACAAGGUGCUCCUGAAAUACACCGAAUACAGCGAGCCGCACGAGAGCCGGACCAACUCAGAUAUCCUUGAGACUCUCAAACGAAAAGGCCUGGGUCUGGAGAGCCCGGAACUGGAUCUUGAAGACGCUUUGGCCCCCGUGGGGAAACUGAGGCGCCUUGGUGAGGGUGUGGACCUGAGUGCGUCGCGGCCAAAACUAACCCAGUCGGCUGCUUCCUUGUGUAGUCUGGAGGGGGCGUCGGCGGGGACUCCCCCCUCUGGAAGCGAGGGGGGGCCGAGCAGCGCAGGAGGGUCUCCCCUUCAACCGAGUCGUCUGCCGCCGUUCAAGCCGGCUCUCCCCAAGCACGGGACUCCAUCCAGGCCCUCUCCAAGUUCCCUCACAUCCGGUGUCAGCUAUCCGAUCUUCUCGCAUGGCAACCUGAGUCGCGCGCUGUCCAACAGAACCCCACCCCCACUGUAUCUGGGGGCUGAUGCCCGUCGGACCGAAGGGCACCAUUCCGGUGGCAGGAACAACGUGGCGUCGGCUCCAAGCAGGCCGAGCAGUCGAGUGGCCGACCAGCCUCCCCUGACUUCCGCUGCCCCUCCCUCGCACCCGCCGGUCAGCAUCAAGUCUGAGCGGGCCUCCCCCACAGCCGGCUGUCUCUCAACCACCCCACAGCCCCCUCUCUGUGUCCGCCCGUCCCUCGGGGAGGCCCCCGUGGUGGACGACUACGUCAAAGCGUACCACUACUCCCUCCUCUUCUCCCGGCCCCUGGCUGAAGAACAGAGGCACCCCAGUGUCCCCGCACGCCGUUUGCAGUCCGCCGUUGAAGACUGGCAAAGAUAA
This is a messenger RNA of Gekko japonicus, 1024 nucleotides long. RefSeq names its product myocyte enhancer factor 2B (gene MEF2B). The transcript is spliced from 7 exons. Bases 14 to 1024 code for a protein of 336 amino acids. The record is from RefSeq and is a predicted model, not a curated record. NCBI's taxonomy places the organism in Eukaryota, Metazoa, Chordata, Lepidosauria, Squamata, Gekkonidae. Gene Ontology annotation, biological process: positive regulation of transcription by RNA polymerase II. Gene Ontology annotation, molecular function: protein dimerization activity; DNA-binding transcription factor activity, RNA polymerase II-specific; RNA polymerase II cis-regulatory region sequence-specific DNA binding.